Messenger RNA from Bipolaris sorokiniana ND90Pr, 795 nucleotides. RefSeq lists its product as uncharacterized. The transcript has a single exon. NCBI's taxonomy places the organism in Eukaryota, Fungi, Ascomycota, Dothideomycetes, Pleosporales, Pleosporaceae. Bases 1 to 795 code for a protein of 264 amino acids. The record is from RefSeq and is a predicted model, not a curated record.
AUGCAAGCUACAACAGCCAGCGCUCGUGCUACCAUUGAGGCGUUCCAUGCGAGACUCGCUGCAGCCGAGAAGCAACAACAUCAAGCUUGGGAACAACAGGAUCAACAACAAUUCCAGGACAUGUACAGUCCAUGCAACUCUUCAUCAACAUUUCACGAUCUCCAGUGUGGGCACAGGAUCCAGACUGAGUAUACUGCAAGCUGUGGCGGGCUCUGCGCACGCCCUGUCCAGGGCUAUCCCUUUGUCUGUCCAACAUGCCUCAUCGACGUGGUGCGCGCCGAAGUAGCUCUCGAAGGGCUUACUUUGAAGCUGAAUCAUAACGAGGCGGUGGAGGGUUCCGGAUCGAGUCAGGAGUCGGAGGUGCGCCGUGUUGCCGAACAAUAUAUCGCAGCCAUGCUCCGAAGAGGCUAUCGCGCCUGUAAGGCCGUCGCCAAGUUUGACGAGCCGCGUCUCCAAUUCUUUGACGAGUUUAUGCGACAGGAUGGUUUCGGCGGCGUAGAAGAAGAGUGCAAUAAAGAGGAGCCAGUGACGCCGCGCAAACGUCCAGGCACGGCAACGGCAAGAAAAGCAAAGCAGAACGGCUCGGACCAAACACCUCGAACGUUGGAUUUCCGUGAUUCUGCUACCGGCGGCGCUCCUGCAGAGAGGAAAAAAAUGGCUGAUAUGAACCAAGCAGUCGGUGGCGCCAUGGGUGGAAAUCCUAGCCAAUCUGUUGAGACAUGGGUCAACCUUCCUCCUGAAAGCGCGGCCACAGAGGCAGUACGGAAGGCGAUGGAAGCUUUCAGUCUACUCUAG